CUGGUCGCAGUAGCCGCGCGAGUACUCGCUCUCCAAUAAGAUGUUAGUUAGUGGCGUGUUAUCCAAUAAGAACUUGGUUCGCGGCUCCACAGGAACAACCAAUAACAGGGCUGUUUCCGUGUGUCUAACCCAUUUGACUAAUUGAAAAACAUUCAAUCUUCGUCGUACUUCGUACAGAGACACAUUGCUCUCCACGAACCUCUGACAAGCAAUACCAUUGUUUAUUGGACUACUAAGGUACGGCUUUGAAGCUCGAUCAUGAAACUGUUCGCCCUUUGCCUCGCAUUUUUUGCGCUUCUAGCUGUUGCCGUGGGUGAUGCUUCCUGGCUGGAAAAUGACGAAAAUAUAGUGGCAUGCCAUCGAGAACUGGGCAAGCGGCAGGAGUUAAAAGACCUUGAUCAUAGUCUAAGUGAGAGUAGCGAGGACGUCCGACACUUUGUCUGUUGUGUUGCAAGGGCCUUCGUCAGCUGCUUGAAAGGAAGAAUCGCGGAUACCGAGUUGCUCGAGGACACAGUCGAGGAUCUUCUUGACGAAAUUACGCGUGACACUGGUACCGACGUGACCCAGGUCUGUGACGUAUACGAGUGUCCUAUCUAACACUGUGGGAUGUGGCAUAUAGCCAGUUCCCCCCAGGAACUUCGACCAGGCCAGCGAGCGCACUGUUGCCAAUCAUUUAUCUCAUCUUGCUCUUCAUAAUCUCUUUCUUACGCGAACUAGAAUAGAUCAAUAAAAGUCGUUGACGAUA
Molecule: messenger RNA, 745 nt
Organism: Ornithodoros turicata
Lineage: Eukaryota; Metazoa; Arthropoda; Arachnida; Ixodida; Argasidae
Exons: 4
Coding region: 259-597 (112 amino acids)
Source: RefSeq, a predicted model, not a curated record